Messenger RNA from Drosophila gunungcola (fruit fly), 1397 nucleotides. RefSeq lists its product as uncharacterized. NCBI's taxonomy places the organism in Eukaryota, Metazoa, Arthropoda, Insecta, Diptera, Drosophilidae. The coding region runs from base 200 to 1003 and encodes 267 amino acids. The record is from RefSeq and is a predicted model, not a curated record. The transcript has 2 exons.
AUGGGAUCGGGGGGCUUCAGUCGAAAUGGCAGCGGACAGCAGUUGGCCCAAACUGCUUUUGUGGCUCACAGCACUGGUCGUGCUUAUCAACGCAGAGACGUUUUGGUAUUAGAAACCUAGUGAGUCCACGCCCAGCGUUGAUGAGGAGUAUGAUGGCAGCACCAGUCCGGGUCCGCCGCUAGAAGAGACCACCAAUCGCAUGGCAGCCCGCGUGGAUCAGGCGGUCGAUGGUGGUGGUGGUGGUCAGGAGCAGUAUAAUGAGAUCGAUGUGAUGGCCUCCAAGUCCAAGAGUGGCCAAACCACAAGGAUCGUCACCAACGGCGACGUGGACGAGAAGUUCUGGCUGACGCACCUGGGCGAGGAUUUCAAGCAUGCCAUCCAUCUGCAGGUGGGCGGCACCAACGAGGAAUACAAUCGCCUGAUCAACCGGACCCAGAACGGUGUCCAUGAAGAGGUGCAUCAUGAGUACUUGCCGGGUGCCGAGAGGCCUGGCAGUGUGGCUCCUUCACCUCCACCUCCAGCUCCACCUCCAGCCCGCCAAUCUGGUUCAGCUUAUCGCCAUGGUUUCGACAAUCGAGCCAUGGCCAUGAAGCAGCAAUAUCUUAUACAUCAGCAGAGCCAGCAGUCACAUCCUUCACAGCAGCGAUUUAACUAUGCCCAACAACACACACAACACUAUGCACAACCUCCGACACAACGACAGUAUCAACAACAACAACACACCCAUCAAUAUCCACAUCAACAAACAGCACACAGAAACAUGUACCCAAAACCACAGAGCUACGACAAUCCACGGAGCUACAUCAUCAACUCUAGCGAGGAUCAGCUGCACGCCGCCCAAUCAAAUCCGGCGCCAGUGCGAUAUUCUGGAGGAGAUCGAUCCAAUCCCGAGGAGGAGGGUGACUCCCUUGACUCGCAGCUCAACUUCAAGUCGCCUUUCAACGACUACGGCAGUCGACCCACGCGAGAUCUCACCUAUUUACUCUACAAACGGGGUCUCUAAAAGGUAGAACCCCACUAUUCUAAACAUAAGACUUGCGGUCCCCAGUCCAUUGAGUUCUAUAAAUGGGGCUGAGCCACACACAACACACACUCCACACACACACACACAAACACACACACACACAAACACACACACACAAACACACACACAACACAAACCACACAAACACUGAGAUUUAAGGAAUAACUAUAACAAAUAAAAGGAAACAAAUAGAUCAAAGUGGUUGUGUUUGGAUUUAAAUACGAUACGAUCAAUCGAUCUUAUCCAAAAAAAAAAGCAGAAAACAUGUUCAGUGACUAGUGACUCAAUAUUAUAAUUAAUUACUCAAAAGUUUUAAAUAACUGUUAUUUUUAAAGCCAUUCAACAAUUCUGCAGAUAUCUUUAAAUAUUACCA